Messenger RNA from Rhopalosiphum padi (bird cherry-oat aphid), 2610 nucleotides. RefSeq names its product neuropeptide F receptor-like. Bases 602 to 1777 code for a protein of 391 amino acids. Gene Ontology annotation, cellular component: membrane. Gene Ontology annotation, biological process: G protein-coupled receptor signaling pathway. The record is from RefSeq and is a predicted model, not a curated record. The transcript has 5 exons. Lineage: Eukaryota; Metazoa; Arthropoda; Insecta; Hemiptera; Aphididae. Gene Ontology annotation, molecular function: neuropeptide Y receptor activity.
GUCUCAGUGGCGGUGGGCCGUCAGCAGCAGCAGCAGCAGCAGAAGCAGCAAACGUUGACGAACGGGUGUGCGCGCGUGUGUAUUGUACAGCAGCAGCAGUGCUCGGCGGGCGGCGGCCAUCGAACGCGGUGUUUCCGAUACCGGCCGGCCGGAAGUAAACGUUCUUGUCGUAUUCGGAUCUGUUUCCGGAAAGCACAAACACAAUCGCAUAUAAUUUAAUUAUAUUAUAUUACUGUAGCUGAGGGAUCGAAAAACUUCUGUUUUCUCUGUUCCUGAUUUCAUUUAACUUAAUUUCGGCGUUGUCCAUCACGUAUAAUUAAAUACAGUAUAAGUAUAUUUUUGAAAUCUUUUCCUCGCCAUCGAUUAUAGUGACCAGUGUCGUGUGGAUCUGCGUGUUCACUGCGGGACAAACGGAAAUCGGAAUAAUUAUUUAAAAAAAAAUAAUAAUAAAAAACAAAUGAGAUAUUGAGAUUGAAUUAAAACACGCGUUUAUAUCAAUUUCUGCACGCAUACAGUACUCGAACCAACGUAAUUGUAGGCGAAGGACGCCUGGAGAGUUUACAAUCCGAAAGGAUUAAAAUCUUCAUCAAACAAUGACUCAAUGGUUUGCUCGCUGGAUGAAACAAUGAGUACAUUUAUGGAAACCUGUAAUGAUACAGAAAUGAACUCGACAUUUAAUUUCAGUUUGGAAGAAGUAUAUUCUAUUUUGUUGGAGCAUAGACGUGAUUCCCGAAAUUUAGAUAAAAGUACUGAGACUCUGCUGAUAAUAGUGUACUUGGGCCUGAUGAUCGUCGGGCUGUCGGCCAACCUUACCGUGAUUUACGUGGUUGCCAGACGUGCUCAGAUGCACACUUCCCGGAAUCUCUACAUCGUCAACUUAGCCGUUUCCGACAUGACUCUGUGCUUGGUAUGCAUGCCGUUCACGCUGACGUCGAUAUUACGACACCAGUGGACCAUGGGCACAGUGUUGUGCAAGCUCGUGCCGCUGUUACAGGGCACCAACAUCAUGGUGUCGGUGGGCACAAUCACGGUGAUCGCUAUAGAUCGAUACUGGGUGAUCGUCCGCGGAUCCGCGCAAAACGAACGGCGCACGGUGUACGUGUCCAUAGCUACCGUGUGGUUGUUAGCCGUCUUGACCACGUCGCCUGUUGCUUAUUAUCAGGUGGUCGAACCGCUAAAAUUCCAACAUGUAGUUUUAUAUGAAUCUUGUCGAGAAAAAUGGCCUUCGACCGAUAUCAAAGUGGCGUAUAAUAUAGCAGUAGUGCUCAUUCAAGCAGUACUCCCCGCCACUGUUCUUUUGGUGGUUCAUAUUCGUAUUGCAGCAUAUUUACACGCACACACUGCUUCUCAAAAGGACUCAAGGCGUGCACAGCGAGAACUUCAAAGAAACAAACGGACCACUCUACUCCUUAUAGGAGUGGCGGUCGUCUUUACUGUGAGUUGGCUUCCACUGGCCGUGUUCUCGUUGGCCGCCGACCUGAUGACCAAACCGAUAACAACUAAACAGCUGUACGUAACUCUGGCGGUUUGCCAUCUGACCGCCAUGACAUCAGCCAUCUCAAACCCGAUUAUUUACGGCUGGAUGAACUCCAAUAUCCGCAACGAGCUGUAUCAACUAUUCUACGCAAAAAUCUUGAGACGGCGACCGGGAAACCGGUCCAUGGCGACGGCCACGACAACCAUUAGGAACAGAACCCGGCCUUUGAUCACGUACAACACUUCGAAUUACAUGCCUGGAAGUCAAGAGACGUUUUCAAGAGGAGUCACUGUGCUUUAGGCAUGGGCUGUGGAUGACCACGGCCGUUCCGCCGAAGGGGCAACGUUUCUAGAAUUUGUUUUCAUUUCUUUUUUUCGAAUGUCAUCCCAUCCUCAAUCGCGUUAUUGAGGCUAUCGAUAUUAAUUUCCAACACGAAAAGUUACAUUAUUUUACCAUUACGAUCGUAUAUAUAUAAACCAAGAGGUUCUUAACCGGUGAUCCAUUGUCGUAGAUGUCUACUCGAGCUUUUAUGGAGUGGCUCUAAAUUUUUUUUUAAGAUAUUGACAUUUUUUUAAUGAUGCAAACUAUUUGAAGACUUAGGUUCACCUGCGGUUACGGUAUUCAUUGUUAUAAUUCAAAUAAAAUUAUAGCAUUUUAUAAUACUUUUUUAAAUUAUCAUUAAAUAAUAAUCAAAAAAAAAAAAAAAAUUGUUUUUAUUUGUGGAUUCAUCACUAUACUUUAUAUUAUAAUAAAGGGGUGAAUAACCCAUAAAAAGUUAAGACCAAUUAUCCACUGAUAUAAUGAAGAUAUCAUGGUUUAUAAUUAAAUUUACCUAUACGCAGUAUAGGUACAUACAAAAUGUAACAGAAAUAACUUACAAAUGUAAUUUUAACCAACUAUGUAAUAACAUUAAAAUAACUAUAUAUAAUUUAUUAUACCAACAGUUAUUACACAGUUGUCAACUAGAUAAUAUAGUGUAAAUUCUUUCUGUCACACUUCGUAUAUAAUUAAAUAAAUACGUUUGUACUGCCAUGGCCCAUGACUUAGUUGAUUGAUUAGUGUUUCCUUUUUUUUUUCGUUCAAUUUUCAACAUAAUACUGUCAUUUAACGCUUCUUGUAAAAUCAUAAUUAAU